Molecule: messenger RNA, 1181 nt
Organism: Pangasianodon hypophthalmus (striped catfish)
Lineage: Eukaryota; Metazoa; Chordata; Actinopteri; Siluriformes; Pangasiidae
Product: small integral membrane protein 28
Exons: 2
Coding region: 74-607 (177 amino acids)
Source: RefSeq, a predicted model, not a curated record
GCGGCUCUUUUCUUUAAGCCGUUCGCUGUGGAGGUCUUUUUCUUUACUUGGUCUUGUUUUACUCAGUGAAAGAAUGCGAAAGUUUCCAGAGAGCAGCUGGAUGAAAUUUGGUCCUGCUGGGAGAGGAUCUUACGACUGGAUGGCAGGAUCUUCAUCACCACCUCCUGAGGAAAAACAGCUGCAGGGUUACCACUGGAAUGAGCUAUUAACUGACCAGGAUGCGAAGACUGAGAUCGUCUUGUACGUUAUCCUCCCAUUGGUGCUGCUCUUCAUCUUCUGCCUGACAGCCUUCCUGAUCUACCAGAGAUGCUCACGCAACAAGCUCAGUUUGGCCAACAUCAUUGCACUGGACCUUCAGGACGCAGACAGCAGUGCUGAGAUUCUUGCUUCGCUCACGGCCAAUGCCGAGCGUCUGAACAGCACCAGCUCUGACACGUCCGAUGGCGUUUUCCUGAUGGUCUACCUUCCACCGCCCUAUGAGGAAACCCUGACCAAGAUAACCCGCGCUGCAAGCCUCACCAGCGGCAAAGAUGUGGAAUCCAUAAAGAUGGAAGAUCUUGAGGCCAAACUGUGUCCAGAACUCAAAUCCAGCGGGCAUUACGUGUAACCAAGAGUCUCAAAUAUGUCUUUUAAACAGUGGAACAGUAAAAACAAGCCAGUAGCCUGAACAAGACGUGACGGUACAGUGAUUGAGACUUUUAAUCUAGAGUUCUGAGGAGUGAAAAAAAGUCAUACUAGAUCACAUCUGUAUUGUCACCAUCAUAUAAAUGUUUCUCUUUUGCCCUACUAAAGGAGAAGGCAGUCACUGAUGCCUAGACAAACAAAUAGUGGCUAAAGAAUAAGAUAUAGAGUUGCAUGUUGAAUUGAUUGAAAUAAAUGCAUUGGUAGCCAUCCAAAAAAUAAAAUAAAAUAAAAACAUUUUAGUUGAAAUCUAAGGCUAUCUUCUAAAAUAUGUAUUGAUAAUAUUCACAUUCAAUGUACAUUAACACCAGUGUAAAACCUCCGUGCUUGUGCAUUAUGUGUAAUUAUCAAAUAUGAUCAUGUGAACUACAGAAUGGAUGUUUUUUUGGUUUUUUUGUAUAAUCAGAAAAUACAGUUUUAAAAACAUCAGGCCAAAUUUAAAUGAUUUCAUCAAUCAUCUUAAAACAAGUGUAACUGUCCUAGUGAGCUAUCCACUCCAG